Laetiporus sulphureus 93-53 is the source of this 444-nucleotide messenger RNA. RefSeq names its product Phosphoenolpyruvate/pyruvate domain-containing protein. NCBI's taxonomy places the organism in Eukaryota, Fungi, Basidiomycota, Agaricomycetes, Polyporales, Laetiporaceae. The transcript is spliced from 5 exons. Gene Ontology annotation, cellular component: mitochondrial matrix. Bases 1 to 444 code for a protein of 147 amino acids. The record is from RefSeq and is a predicted model, not a curated record. Gene Ontology annotation, molecular function: methylisocitrate lyase activity; isocitrate lyase activity.
AUGAUCUGGCUCGAGACGAAGCGGCCGGACCUCGAGCAGGCACGCGGGUUCGCACGCCGCAUCCGUGAGCAGUUCCCCGGCAAGUGGUUCGUGUACAACCUCUCGCCGAGCUUCAACUGGAGCGCGCAGGGCUUCUCGGAUGCGGACUUGAAGAGCUUUGUGUGGGAUUUGGCUAAGGAGGGCUUCGUCCUUCAGCUUAUCUCGCUCGCGGGACUGCACUUGAACGCGGCUGCUACGUUGGAGCUUGCUCAACGGUAUAAGACCGAGGGCAUGAAGGCGUACGUCGAGCUCGUGCAGCGCAAGGAGAAGGACCUCGGCUGCGACGUGCUCACGCACCAGAAGUGGAGCGGCGCGAACUACAUCGACCGUAUCCUCACGACGAUCUCAGCGGGCUCGUCGAGCACGUCCGCAAUUGGCAAGGACUCCACGGAGCACCAAUUUUAA